This is a messenger RNA of Vicia faba (fava bean), 1176 nucleotides long. The record is from the annotation of a GenBank genome assembly. Lineage: Eukaryota; Viridiplantae; Streptophyta; Magnoliopsida; Fabales; Fabaceae.
AUGGGUGAGUUAACAUGUUGUGAGAAAGUUAAUGCAUGGUUGAGAAACUCAAAGGCUUAUUUGCUUAUAAUAAGCUUGCAAUUUGGUUCUGCUGGCAUGUAUGUUCUCACUAUGGCUGCUCUUAAUAAGGGAAUGAGUCAUUAUGUUUUUGUGGUUUAUCGUAAUGUUAUUGCCACUGUUGCUCUUGCUCCAUUCGCAUUUUUUCUCGAAAGGAAAAUUAGGCCAAAGAUGACCGUGCGUAUAUUUUCAGAAAUUAUGGCACUGGGAUUUGUCGAGAUAAUACUCGAUCAGUGUUUCACGUACUUGGGAAUGAAGCUAACAUCAGCAUCCUUUGCAUCUGCUGUUAUGAAUUCCGUACCUUCCAUCACCUUCGUACUUGCAAUCUUAUUUAGAUUGGAGAGGAUGAAACUCAGAGAGAUAGGAUGUCAAGCGAAAGUGAUUGGUACAGUGGUGAGUCUUGGAGGUGCUUUUCUAAUGGCAUUAUACAAAGGUCCUGUUCUUCAAAUUACUGGCUCUUCAGCAGCAACACAGAUGCACCAACCUGAAAAUGUCAAUGAUCCCACCGGUUCACACUGGCUUCUUGGUGGAGUGUUCCUCCUCAUUGGUUGUGCUGGCUUCUCUGCUUUCUACAUUUUACAAGCCAUAACAUUAAAAAAGUAUCCGGCAGAAAUGUCUCUUGCCACGUGGGUUUGUUUUGUUGGUACACUUCAAAGCAGUGUAGUAACUAUUUUCAUAGAACGCCAUAACCUUGAAGCAUGGGCUUUGGGCCUCGACUCUAGACUCUUCGCUUCAGCAUAUGCGGGAAUAGUAACUUCAGCAUUUCAAUUUUAUGUGCAAGGUUCUGUAAUUAAAACUAUGGGACCUGUUUUCGUGACCGCUUUUAAUCCUCUUCGAAUGAUCAUAGUCACUGCCUUAGCUUGUAUUCUACUCUCCGAAAAACUCCAUCUCGGAAGCAUUGUUGGAGGAGUGGUGGUGGUCAUAGGACUAUAUCUUGUUGUAUGGGGCAAAUGGAAGGAACAAAAAAGUAUCAAGUUAGAGGAAGAGUCCCCGCAAAAAAUCUCCCAGCAAGGACAACAACAAUUGCCGAUUACAGACUCAAAAAUUGACGAUAAUGUUAAUACUAAUAAAGCUCAAUUGGUCACGAAUGUAGAUCCAACAAGUAUGGAGAGACAAUGA